CGUUGUGGCUUCCUCCACAGCAUGCUCUUUUCAGCUGUCUCCUUGCUGCCGUCUAGGAUUUCUUCCUCUGUGAAGGCAGAGUAGUUGUGAGGCCUGGAAGAUGCUCUCUUGCCUCUUUGGUUACUUCCUUUGAGUGCAUCUUGGAACAUAAAAGGGAAAAAUGCCAAUUACUUUUAAAUGCAUUAGAAUUGCAAAGCUCUAGUAUCCUGUGUCUGCAGAGGAAAGCCUGGCACUUAUUAAACCAGCCAACCCAUACAUGAUUUAAGGGACGCAGCCCCUUGAAAGCUAACUGGAAAUUAGCUCCCAAGCAGCUUCAGUUCAAGAGUUAAAAAGAAUCAGGGCUUUUAUUUCUCCCCAUCAAGCGUGAAGGUGGGUGCAUCUAAUAUUUCUAAUGCAUUGGGUUGCUGCUGGACAUGGAGUCAUCUCCAGCUCCUGGAAGGACCCUGAUGUGCCCUGAGAGCUGCCCACCUGGCCAAGGCACUCCUCUUAACACAUUUCCUGCCCUGUUUGGUGAAAAAAUAUGAUGAAAUAACAUUUCCAUUUCCCAGCGAGAAAUUUAAUUAGAAGGAAUUUAAAAAGGUGUAUUUUAUAGUUUAAUUUAAUGCGAUGAAAUAGGAUUGGCUCCCUCCCCCUGCUGCCCAUAUCCCAACCUGAGACGAUGGCAGCCUGGCCUCGAAUUGCAUCCGAUGGCCUCAGAAGGGAAAUGCUUACUGAGGAGAAAAGGGAGAGAACUUCCACUUAAGAUUUAUGACUUGUGAAGCAGAGGUUGAGCGGGUUAGCGUUGAUUUAUGUUGCACUGCGUCCCACAGACCGGACUUUGUUGUGUGCCCAGGAAUGGGCUGAAAACUGAUUUUGUUGGCUGCUUUUACAGGUCACGUGCGUGCUUAAGGUUCUAUUUUGGGCCACUGAGAGGCUCUCGGUUUUGUAUACACAGCGAAAUGUGUGUUCAGCCGUGUGGGAAGCGUGUGAUUGUCCCUGUGAGGUGGGGUUCUCCCUCCCAGGUCGUUUCCCCUUUUUGGAGUUUGUUUGGAUUGUGGCAGCAGUCGAGGAGCAUCAGGAAGAAAAUAAACGUGUGGGGCCUGCUGGUACUGCGAAAUUUCCCCCCUGGUUGAAGUCAGUUCAGUAGCAAACUCUGGUGCUGGGCCCUGUAGGGGAUCCCAUCUGCACGGUGGCCCUGGCUGAAGCCCUUCUCUCUGUCAUGACUUUUCCAAAGCCACCACUUGAUGCUGAGGGUGAGAACCCAGGUAUGUCUUCUUCCUUUGGGAUCUCUCAGCCUCACAGUAGGCUGAUGCAAAGCAGCUUUCCUCACCCUCACAAUGUUGGUGUCUUUGCCCAGAAGAAACCUUUAGGGGAUCCUUACACAUCUCAGGCCUUCAGCAGAACCAGGGUGGUUUAUGGUGUUGAGUAGCUCUAGUAGUUGAGCUGAUUAUUUCCCUUGGAGGUGGGUAAGCUGGGAACCUAUGCACUCACCUUUCUGAGCUCCUGCCAUCUGCCGGAAGAGACACUUCCAGACAACCAGAUACAAAUGGGAAGGAAUUCUAUGAAUUUAAAUGGGGAAGGCAUAUUUUAACAGAGCUCUUUUUGUUUCAGAAGGCUGACUCGGUCUAGGAGGAAAUGGAUGGGAAAUGGUAAAGCCAGCAGUGAGAAGGAGCUGCACAGUAUCUCUCAAUUCCUGGGCUGGCAGCCUCGCCACAAGGACUAUUUUCUGGCUAGCAGCUUUACAUUGGAUUAGAGGUGCUUAAUUUCUUCUGUACUUUCAGGUUUCUCUGUUUUUGGAACAGUGUCUGCUGGUGCUGGAGACCGAGCUGGCUGUGCUUGGGAGGAGCUGGGGAUACACAGCACAGUGCAGAGCUGUCUGCAAAGGAGAAGCUGUUUGGAUAAGAAACAGUUGCUUUGAGCAGGAGGUUCAGAGCUGCUCUGGCUUUAAGCUAGAGAGAAAGGAAGUCUACCUGUCCAACUGAAAUAAUCUCGGUGGUGUUUGCAGCUCACGUUACAAAGCUAGAAGCUGGACUCAACCUGAGGACAGGAGCUGAACAAAGGUACCUCUCUGUCUCAGCAUGCUGGACCUUCACUGAUCUGAACAAAAGGAUCCUGACAGGCAAAGGGACAGCUGUAAGGGAGGCUGCACCAAGAAACUGGCAUUAUAUCCUCAGCAGAAGUGCAGGACCCAAGACUGUGCUUUGAGCCUUACAACAUGGUCUUCUGUGCCUUCAAAGCAGCAGUGACACAUCACCUGUUGAGCAAGAUGUAAUUUUCGAGGUGGAUGAAACCUGACAGCAGUGGGAGCGGAACUACACAGCACUGAUGCAAAUCUGCUUUCAACAAUCCACACUGCGUUUACUUCUCUUUGUCUAAUGAUGGAAAGGAAAAGGAAGAGGACAUUUCUGAUACAGGACCUGUCAGCACAGCAUGUUUGUCCUCAACUGGUGCCUGGGGAGAUUCAGGCAGGAAUGGCUGUGUUCUGUGUCUUUCUCAAUCGGAGCAGAGAGAUGUUUGUAUAAGCUACAACGAGCCGAAGCUGGGCCAGGGAGUGCUGCCCGUGAGCCACUUUGCAGCUGUGCAGCAUCACUGCAUCAGAGUGGGAGAUCCAACACCCUGGAGAUCCUGGUGCCUUCUCCAAUGUCUAACCACCUUUUCCAUGAAGAUUUUCUUCCUGAUAUCCAACCUGAGCCCCUCCUUGAUGAUGUUUCCUCACAUCCUUUGUGUCAUCAGCAUCCCACAGGUCGGAAUCUGAAGGAGUGGCUGCGGGAGCAGUUCUGCGACCACCCCCUGGAGCACUGCGAGGAUACCCGGCUACACGAUGCAGCUUAUGUAGGGGAUCUGCCCACGUUGAAGAGCUUGCUGGAGGAGGAGAGCUUCCAGAGCCGGAUCAAUGAGAAGUCGGUGUGGUGCUGUGGCUGGCUGCCCUGCACUCCUCUGCGCAUUGCUGCCACUGCUGGCCACGGCCCCUGUGUCGACUUCCUCCUCCAGAAAGGGGCUGAGAUCGACCUGGUGGAUGUGAAGGGGCAGACUGCUCUCUACGUAGCUGUGGUCAACGGGCACCUCGAGUGUGCCAAGAUCCUGCUGGAAGCUGGAGCUGACCCCAAUGGCAGCCGGCACCAUCGCAGCACUCCAGUCUACCAUGCAGCACGUGUGGGCCGGGCGGACAUCCUCCAGGAGCUGAUCAGAUACGGCGCAGAUGUGGAUGUGAAUCACCACCUCGCUUCUCGGGUCUCCAGCCCUUCUUUACGACCCCUCACCACACUUGUAGUCUGUCCACUAUACAUCAGUGCUGCCUACCACAAUCUUCAGUGCUUCCGGCUGCUGCUCCAGGCUGGAGCCAACCCAGAUUUUAAUUGCCGUGGGCCAAUCAACAUCCAGGGCUUCUCUCGGGGCUCACCAGUGUGUGUGAUGGACGCUGUCCUGCGGCACGGCUGUGAAGCAGCAUUCAUCCACCUCUUGAUUGACUUUGGAGCCAACCUGAACCUGGUGAAGGUGGAAGCCUUGGAAUUUGACUCCACAGGGAGGGUCAAAGUCAACCCUGAGGCUCUGCAAGUCUUCAAAGAAGCACGAGGCCGCGCCCGGAGCCUGUUGUCUCUCUGCCGCAUAGCUGUACGAAGAAUACUUGGCAAAUCUCGUCUGGAUCUGAUCCAUAUCCUUCCAGUCCCAGACCCCAUUAAACAAUUUUUACUUCAUGAACACAGUUAAAGGGCAACCAGCUGCUAUCUGGGACAGUUUGAUUUGCUGAACGAGUGAGUUGACAAAGCCAGCUGCCAAUUGUAGCCCUCCACCCCCAGAGAAAUACUGGUUUGCUCAUGGAAUACACACAAUUCCCUGCCCGUGGGUUUCCCCUGCAGAUUUAGGGUGCAAUGAUUUUGUGUGUCUACCCUUAAGCUGCCAGUUAUCUGGUGAUCUGUUUGCAACUGGUUUGGGCAGUGAGGCCACAAGCGUGUGUGGCUGUUACAUGAGCAAACACAGUGUAUCCCAUAGCUGUUAGCAUAUGUCUGUUUGUUACAGCUCUACCUCUGUUAUUGCUCCGUGUUUCACACACCUUGGAUCCCAGAGGCACUUUUGUGUGGUGAAUGUUCCUGUACUUAAGCCUUUCAUUUUCCUACAGCGUGCAAGGGAGUUUCUCCUUGCCUUGGUAAGGGAAUUACAGCAGCACUGUUCUCUUUCUGCUGUCAGUACGUGGCCUUUCUCUUCCCUGUGGAGUUUGUGGUUGCUGCUGUAAAAGUGGGUAUGUUUUCUUCUGUCCUCUUCUGGUGUGAAAUGCAUCAAGUUUCCUGUCCAGUGCUGUGUAUUACUUGGAGAAUUGUAUCCGUGUCUCUACGUGCUGCAAGGUAGCCGCUGACUUGGCUUUCUUCCUGUAGAGGCCCUGUUGCACAGAUGGGAGAGUAGCAGAAUGUGUAAUCAUAUCCCAUCUGAGUCGCUUCUACAGACCACCAGAUCUGCUGUGGCACGUCGGCUCAUCUUCCAGCACUGUGAUGGAUGAGACGAGGGUUGGCCAGUCCUCCUCCCAGCUGCCCAGGACACUGCUGUAACACAAAUGAGAAGAUAUGGAGAGAAGAAGAAAUGGUAUUUUCACCCAUGGAAACGGAAUAGUACAGAGUUCAUUGCAGGGAUGAUGUGAUCCUUGUGGUUCAGUCACUGCUGUAGUGGUGGUGGGAUAAGGACUGUGAUACUCAGAUGAAGCCAGAAUGUGAACUUGAAAGAUUUCUAGGGUACUUAAUGGAAAAGCAAUGACCAAACUCAUCUGUUCACUGUAAAAUUGGUUUGAAUAUUUGAGAAUGACCAGGGAUGACCAGGAGUGGAGGGGCUGCUAGAUUAAAUCAUUGUCUUGCGGUGCUGGAUAGUGGUUGAUGCAAUGACUGUGAAUGUAUCUGUGUGAUUACUCCUUAAAGCAUGACCAGACAGCACCCUUCCAGAUCCACCUAACAGGCCUUUUUGUUUCCUUUUCUUUCUGUUCCAUAGCUGGGCCUGGCAGAGCAGUCAGGUGGCUUUGUACGUUGCUCUGCUUACUUAUUUUAGGAUAAGGAGGCAAGAUUUGCAUUGCUGAGCAUUACACCGUUGAGAAGAAGCUGAAGUGUGACAGUCACACUCACUCACUGUUCAGACACUUUCAGAAAUCCUCAUCAGAUGAGAUCUAAUGGCAAGGACGUGUAGCUAUGGGCACGCUUUCAAGGUGAGAAGGCAGCAGUAUUGCAUUGUUUCCUUUUCAGGCUUGCAGAUGGUUUAGGUUUUCACCAUACGGGAGGCCAGGGCAGCCCAUGAGCAUGUUGCCUGAGAGUCGUGUGCCUGCUUUAUGGAAGUGUUAACAUGCCUAAAAGAUGCAGGCAGGUUGUAAAGCCGCUUGUCACCUUGCUGGUAGAACCAUAAUGUUUUGCAGGAGCACGAAUCAAACAUAUUCUCUAGCCCUAGUGUAUAAGAGGCAGAAAAUGAGGGAGGAUGUCCAGAGAAAAUACCAUGGCAACAGCUUCUUUGGGUCGACUUUUUCACUCUGAUUUUUUACUUCUUCACAUAGUUUCGCAAACCACUCACACAUUAGUGCCUUCUGGGAGAAAGUAGCUGGAUAGAGGUGGAAGGCACAUGCUCCUCUGGGGAGGCAUAACAACUCAGUGCACGAUGUAACUGGAGUGUAUAGUUAAAUCUAAGCCUCUGCAGAUAGAUCUGUUAUGAGUUUGGUUAUAGCUGCCUUCUGUAUUUGAUCUGUUGACUUGUGCCCUCGACUGACACUGUCCUACAUCCCUCUUGUGGAUAGUCAGCCAGUGAAGCAGUGGACACUGGUUACAAGGCAACAUCAACCCAGCUUUGCCUAGAUUAGAUGGUUUAAUACACAGAAUAUCUGCAAUUUUCAUUGUCAUAAUGAAUCUCAAAUUAGAUUUACGAUGUCCUGCAGGGCCACAGCACGUUUCCUCUUGCUGUCCCUGUCCCUUUAAACCCAAUAAACAAUAGUCUUCCAUUAUGAAAUCUGAAUAAUAAUGUGCAUAUACUGUCUUUGCAGUAUAUAAGUGACGAGUAUGAAGUGUGCAUUGCAUGGCCUUGCUGUGUGGGAUGAGAUUUGGAAAGUGGUUAAAGAACUGAAGCAGAUCUGGAAUAAGCGAAGAUAUCUAAAAGAGUCUUUCGCUUGUGGGGUUUCUAAUUACCUUUGUUGUAUAGGGACUUUUGAGAGCAUGAGAUGCUGGUAGCUGGUGUAAUACCCAAAUGUAACUUCCUGUCAUUUGGGAGUUGUGCAAAUGGCAGAAUGGAAUCUAUCAGGUUGCAGUGUUGUUUUUUUUCCCCUUUUUUCCCCCUUUUUACACCAAAACUGGCUUUUGAGGCACGGUACCUCUUUAGCCCUUGUUGUUCCAUUGAAGAAAGGACUGUAGGAACCCGCCCAGGACAAAGUAGAGGUGGCAGCCCAAGAGUGUUACUUCAAAGGAGCACUAUUCAGUGUUCUUUUCUUUUGCCCAGGGUAGAAUGAUUGUGCACAGCAGCGAGAUUUGAUCCAAGAGCAGAUAGGAGAUAUCUGUGGUGGGUCUGUGUGUAGCUAAAUAAAGACGUUCCAGUGCAAGA
This is a messenger RNA of Coturnix japonica (Japanese quail), 6531 nucleotides long. It is a transcript of the gene ASB1, whose product is annotated as ankyrin repeat and SOCS box containing 1. Lineage: Eukaryota; Metazoa; Chordata; Aves; Galliformes; Phasianidae. Gene Ontology annotation, cellular component: ubiquitin ligase complex. Gene Ontology annotation, molecular function: protein binding. Gene Ontology annotation, biological process: protein ubiquitination; ubiquitin-dependent protein catabolic process; intracellular signal transduction. The record is from RefSeq and is a predicted model, not a curated record.